Molecule: messenger RNA, 897 nt
Organism: Annulohypoxylon maeteangense
Lineage: Eukaryota; Fungi; Ascomycota; Sordariomycetes; Xylariales; Hypoxylaceae
Exons: 4
Coding region: 1-897 (298 amino acids)
Biological process (GO): proteasome-mediated ubiquitin-dependent protein catabolic process; regulation of proteolysis
Cellular component (GO): cytoplasm
Molecular function (GO): ubiquitin protein ligase binding
Source: RefSeq, a predicted model, not a curated record
AUGGAUACCCCGGAACGAAAUGAGAAGGAGCGUCGGAUAUUCGUUGAGUUGAUAGAAAACGACAAAUACGCCGAUGUUCAGUUAACGUGCCAGGGAAAAGUAUGGAAACUCCAUAGGCUUGUUUUAUGUGAAAAAAGCCCAUGGUUUGAGAAAGCCCUCAAUGGGAACUUUAUUGAAUCCGGUGGCGAUAUCAACAUUGAAGAACCUUGGGAUCCUAAGCACAUUGAUAAGCUGAUAACAUAUAUCUAUGAGAAAAGACUCCGCGUUGCUGAAGAUAACAAAUUCGUUGAGUUGAUCGAGCUUUGGCAACUUGGAGAUUACUUCCUAAUUCCCGGCAUGUGCGAGGAUGUAUUAAAACUGUUCAAGAAAACUAUUAAAACCUCGUCCGACACGGUGGUAUGUUUGUUCCUAGACGAGACUGAGGUUAAAUACGACAAAAUGUCACACGCAUCAUCCACAAAGAAAAAGUCCAAGGCGGAGCGCGAAAAUGACAUAAUGGAAAUAGCCACCCAAUUUCGCAAUGCGGUUCUCUACGUAUACCAGAAUCCCGUCACCGACGUUUUCAAAGCGCAGCUAGCGAAAUGCUAUAUGCAGGGCAUAUAUCGAUGCCACGCAGACCCGUGUUGGGGGAUAGAGUCACUCGUAGAAGAAGAACGUCCCGAGUUCGCCAUUGAAAUAUCACGUCAAAUAGGAAGUAUUGGGGGAGAAGCCAGGAUUUUAGGCAUUCCACGAGCUUGCUAUGCAUGCAAAGCAUUCAUGUUUGAAAAUCCUAAUGAAGAUGCACAGAGCGGUUGGUUUCAGCUCAGUUGUACUAAAGGCAGCUCGAGUAGUACGGAGGCUAUCGGCAUUUGGGAUCUUACAUUUGAUAUUACAUGUACUAGAUGUACGUGUGCCUAG